AUGGAACACGAAGCUGGCGACGAGUACAUCAGGCGCACCGCGGAGUUCAUCCGGACGCAUGAGGCCGGGCUGGCAGCCGCUGCCCCAGUGCGCAGGAGACGGACCAAGGCUCUCCAGCCGUCGGAGGCGUCCGUCUUCAACCCUGUCAGCUGGUUCUCCUCCGAUGCCCCCGCGGUGGACAAUGCAAAGCCAGUAGUGCUCUCGUUUGAUCCACAUCAUCUCUUCUACCUGUUCAUGCGCAUGGAGGCUCUGGGCCUCGAUCUUGGCUCUUUGGACACCAAAGUCGACAAUCCAGCGCGGCCGAUGAACUACAUCAACAUCCCCAACAGAGGAGACAAGUCCGACGCUCUCUCAUUCGUGUCCUUCCGUUCUUCGUUCUCCGCCGUCUCUCGCCUCUCGCUGGGCGCAGGGUGGUGGGGCCGGGCUGCCCCACCCAGCGUGGACAGCGAACUCAAGUAUAUCUACAGCAGCUUCACCAAGGUUCCCGCUGUGGCCAUACACGCACCGGAACCGAGGCUCGUAGCGGAGAUUGCCAACGAACCGCCUAACGAGAACGCAUUGCCGCUCGAUGCGUUCAAGAACCUGCAGAGCUUGCAGUGCACGGAUAUCGACCCGCGGGCACUGCUUGGAUGGGAUAGGCUGGCGGAGAGUUUGCGCAGUUUGACCAUCAUGCGCAGUGGACUCGAGGACGUCUCAGACGUCUUUCUUGGCGCGGUACUGGAUGACCAGGCCAGGCGAGAUGGAAGGAUCAGUUCGAGCAGGUCGAGGCGCAUCGUGCGUGGCGUGUCGCGGCAGUCGUCGUUCCACAGCACACAGCUACCAGAGACUGUCCCCGAGGGUGACGAGGACGAGGAUGGCAAUGUGGCGGAACCCCAAGAGCCUGACACACCCAAGCCAAACUCGCCCUUCCCAUUAGCCUCUCUCAAGUGGGCAUUCUUGCGACAUCUGUCGCUCUCGGAUAACGCCCUGACCUUCCUCCCGACUACCUUCCUGACCCAGCUCACCUCCCUCACACACCUCGACCUCUCCUCCAACCUCCUUGUGUCCGUCCCUCCUGGCCUGUCCGCGCUCUAUAAUCUUGUAUACCUCAAUCUCUCCGACAACAUGAUCGACUCUGUACUAGGCAUAUACACUAUGCUUGGCGGUAUUCUCACACUCAACCUCUCCCGCAACCGACUCGAAUCAAUAUGCGGCUUGGAGCGACUUCUCAACCUCGAGCGUGUCGACCUCCGUCACAACCUCAUAGAGGAAAGCGCCGAGGUCGGUCGCCUAGCUACGCUUCCGAACAUCGCGGAGGUCUGGGUCGAAGGCAAUCCCCUUGGGGAGAUCGAGGAGGGCUACCGUAUACGCUGCUUCGACUUCUUCUGGAAGGAGAAGAAGACCAUCCUGCUGGAUGGGUCACCACCGGGAUUCUACGAGAAGCGCUACCUCACCUCGCCUCCGCCCGAGCAGAUGUCGUCGUCGCGGCCGCUAUCUGUCGCCCAGUCUCCUCCGGUUGUGCCUGUGGGCAGCCCAUCGAAGAUUAAUAGCGCCGCUGCCGCUCCCCGCGGAAGUCCUCUUCACUCUUCCCCCGCCGAUUCGCCGGCCUCGCAUCCGUCGUCUCCACACCUUGCACCCGCAGCGGCAAUCGCGCGCGGACGGAAGAAGAAGAACAAACGAAUAGUCGACUUGGACGGCGGGCGCGAGGGCAGCGAUGCAGGGAGUGCGCGGAGUGCAUCGCGCCCGGCGGAGGCUUCGAGGACGGCUAGUCCAGUGAAGCGUGCCACAAGAGCCGAGCAACGGCCUCCAUCUGCUAUGGCCACCCAGGUUGCGCCGCAACCGAGCCCGAUGUCACCGCCGGUGGCACCCUCCGUGAAGCCUACUCCCGUCGUCAAGCCCAAAUCGCGACACAGCCGACAUAUGACAGAGUUCGCGCCCUCGACAAACUCGGAGCUUGCGGAGGGCACGGACGCGUUCGCACCCUCAUCGCAUGGGUCCCUACGGAAGACAACGACGGUGUCGCGGUCGGCGGCGAGACGUGCACGCGUUUCGGCUUCAGUCUACGAGCCGAGCAAGGAGGACGCGACGGAGAGCCAGUUUCGGGAGGCGGACGCGUUCCGCGCGCGUAUCGAGGCCCUUCGGUCGGACAUGGGCGAGGGGUGGCUGAAGGUGUUCAACCAAUCGCAGCUGGCUUCGCCGCGCGCGGUGCAGCCGCCGUCGUAGCUCUCGCAAUCGGGGAGGAGGGCGUGUGCUCUUGGUCCCCUGGGGACUAUGUUUACCUGUUUCGUUGAUACCACAUGCAUUCGGAUUGUAGUGCUAGAGAUAUAUGUAGGGCCUCUUAAUGCGUUCUGAUUUGUUUU
Molecule: messenger RNA, 2339 nt
Organism: Trametes versicolor FP-101664 SS1
Lineage: Eukaryota; Fungi; Basidiomycota; Agaricomycetes; Polyporales; Polyporaceae
Exons: 1
Coding region: 1-2202 (733 amino acids)
Cellular component (GO): cytoplasm
Molecular function (GO): protein kinase binding
Source: RefSeq, a predicted model, not a curated record